AUGUUAGACAAUAUCAAAGGAGAAAGGUAUGUGCUAUAUCCGAGAUUCGAGCAGAUGCUUCUUGAUGAUCAAAUUCAGAAUCUGCCGAAAGCUGAUGGUGAUGAGUUAAGACUAGAACAUAUGGAUAGUGAGACGUUGAAGCGAUUAGACGUCUACAGAGGAGUUAAAAAGGGAGAUGAACCAAUGUUCAGACAGAAGUUUGUGGCAAUAAAGAAAGCAGAUUAUGAAGCUCCAAAGGACGAUAAGUGGAGGCAUGACAAUAGCGAUUCGGGUGAUGAAACAAAGAAAAUGGAGCUGCUUAUUCUCAAGAAGACCAGAUGGUGGAUUAAGGAAGGUGAAAAGACGAGGAAGAGAACUCCGAAAGUUACAACUCCUAAAGUUGUUCAAAAGGGUAAAACAAAGAAGCAGGAAUCACCACGACGAUUGGUAGAUGAAUCAUUUGAAUUUCUUACUAAAAAUGUUAAUCUAAAUGUUGCAGGUGACACAGAUACAAAGAAGAAGAAAUCUCCACCUCAUUUGGUUGAUGAACCUGUUAUUCCUCCACAAGAGGUAAUUGAUAGAGGUGUUGAUCUUUUUAACAUGUCAUUUGCCGUCUAUGAAAGUUUAUUAGCUGCUCAGGUUGCUAAAGAUGAUGCAAAGACUACUGAGAAUGUAGAAGCUGAAGCUGGUGGAGAAACAUUGAAAGAGAAAUUGGUUGAAGGCGAGGUGCACACUGAUUCAAGUGAAACUGAAAGCGAGCUUGAAGUUACGCAGAUAGCACCUACUUCAUAUGUUAGUGGAAAGUUCAAGUUGAAGAAAACUCCAAAGAAAAAGAAAGCGUCAGAUGAAGAAGAUGCAACAUACGAGCCUACACCAGUAGAGAAAGAAAAGUUGAAAAAGAAAAGGAUUCGAAAGCGAAAAGCUCGUCCAACUGGUGAACUUCCAAAGAGACACAAAGUUAGAAAAGUCACAACUUCUAUUCCUGAGCAAAUCCCAGAGAAAGAAAAGCCUGAAAGUAUUGAAGUAGAAAUUACUGUUCAAAGUGAGUUCAAAAUUGCAACUCCUCCACCUUCUCCUGUUCAACGAUCAGUUCCCAUUCCUGAAGAAGUUCGUGAGAAAACUCCUAAACAACCUCCAAAGACAGUUGAAGAACCUAGUUCAGCGACAAAGAAACCUCCAACUCCUCAAAGCUCAAGUCAUGGUUUUCUGAGGAUUCCGUCUGAUCUUGGUUCUGGUCCAACUGGUCUAGAAGACUUUGAGCUCAAAGCUACGAAAGAAAAGCUAAAAGAUGUUGAGGCAGAGAAUCUCGCGUUGAUAUAUGAAGUUGAGGAGUUGACAAAUGAAGUUGAAGAGUUAACAGAAAAGAUUCUAGAUGUUGAAGCUCAAUACAAGGCAAUGAAUGAGUCAAACAAGACGAUAUUAGAGAUGCAUUGUGAUUUGCAAGUAUCAAGGACGAGUGCAAAUGAAAUCUUGAAGAAAGAUGUGGAAGAAUUGAGAGCAGACAAAGAAAUCAAAGAUGAACAGAUCAAGAUGUUGUUUGCAAUGAUUGAAGAUCGCCUUGGAAUAAAUGUUCACGCAGCUUUUGAUCGAAUUCCAAAGAAAAGAAAAGGUGUUGUUAUUGAUACUGAAGAGAUUCUUGGAUCGUCAAGUCAACAAGAGCAGCCGCAACCUGAUGCUGAGAUAAAUGUUUCACAUGAUGAAGUUAAUAUUGUUGAUGCUGAGAUGAAAGAUGCAGAGGUUGAGGUCAAUGCGGCAGAUAUUGAGGUGAAUCUUGCUAUAAUUCCUUUACCUUCGUUCAUUCUGGUUGAUCAACAAGAUGAUAAAGAUGACAAAGGUGACAAAGAUGAUAAAGAUGAUAAAGGAAAUGAUGAUGAAGAUGGUGUUGGUGGUGCUUCGAAUGUGAAAUCAUCAGGUACGAGUCAAGUUGAGGAUUUUAUGAAUGAUGAGCAGAAUGAGGAACGUGAUGAAGCUCAACAUCAGGGGAAGUCUUCUUCUAGAACUAAGCAUGCUGAUCUUCAUCAGGUAUUUUCUAACACUCUAAAAGUUAUUUAUCUUAAUCAUACUAAAGAAGAGGGAGAGAUAGUAGAAAACUGGACGAGGGAGUCCAUGUUGGAAAGCUUGGAUAUGGAAGAUGAUAAGUUCAAGUUUGACAUUGAAGAAGAAAUUCCACCAACUCCUGAUCGUGAGUAUGUGUUCAAAUUCGUUAAUGAGGCAAAUAAUUUUGAUAAUGUGGUCGUUGAAGAUGGAUCGGAUUCUGACCAGGAAGUUCCAUUUCAUUAUACUGGUCUAUGA
Molecule: messenger RNA, 2271 nt
Organism: Helianthus annuus (common sunflower)
Lineage: Eukaryota; Viridiplantae; Streptophyta; Magnoliopsida; Asterales; Asteraceae
Product: FK506-binding protein 5-like
Exons: 3
Coding region: 1-2271 (756 amino acids)
Source: RefSeq, a predicted model, not a curated record